Volvox carteri f. nagariensis is the source of this 525-nucleotide messenger RNA. RefSeq lists its product as uncharacterized. The transcript has a single exon. The record is from RefSeq and is a predicted model, not a curated record. NCBI's taxonomy places the organism in Eukaryota, Viridiplantae, Chlorophyta, Chlorophyceae, Chlamydomonadales, Volvocaceae. The annotation marks the transcript as partial.
CGCGGAAACGCCAAAAGCUUACGGCAAAGCGGCCGACGGCGAGGCAGCCGACGGCGAGGCAGCCGACGGCGAGGCGGCCGACGGCGAGGCGGCCUACGGCGAGGCAGCCGACGGCGAGGCGGCCGACGGCGAGGCGGCCGACGGCGAGGCGGCCGACGGCGAGGCGGCCUACGGCGAGGCAGCCGACGGCGAGGCGGCCGACGGCGAGGCGGCCGACGGCGAGGCGGCCUACGGCGAGGCAGCCGACGGCGAGGCGGCCGACGGCGAGGCGGCCUACGGCGAGGCGGCCGACGGCGAGGCGGCCGACGGCGAGGCGGCCGACGGCGAGGCGGCCGACGGCAAAGCGGCCGACGGCGAGGCGGCCGACGGCGAGGCGGCCUACGGCGAGGCGGCCUACGGCGAGGCGGCCGACGGCGAGGCGGCCGACGGCGAGGCGGCCUACGGCGAGGCGGCCUACGGCGAGGCGGCCGACGGCGAGGCGGCCGACGGCAAAGCGGCCGACGGCGAGGCGGCCGACGGCGAGGC